CGGGGCUCUACAUAACCCGGAUGAGGCUGAGCUUCCCGGGUCUGUAGCUGGAGAGGAGGAAGAGCAGGAUCAGCUGAACUACAGAAGAAAUGAAAAAUAUUCUCCUGAAAUUCAUAUUUCACUAAGAGCAAUGUUAAUCUGCUGAAAGAGGCGAAGCAGAAGCCGUCCUGAAGAAUCUUCAGAAAACAAAGAAAUUGUUUGAUACAUUUAACAGACAAAUGAAGCCAAGUCCCGACAUGGAGAAACAUCAGCACUCUGCCAAGAGUUUUACUAAACGGAGUGAUCUCAAAAAACACCAGCGCAUUCACACAGGAGAGAAACCAUAUCACUGCUCAGACUGUGGGAAGAGUUUUAACCAACAGAGUGAUCUCAAAAAACACCAGCGCAUUCACACAGGAGAGAAACCGUAUCACUGCUCAGACUGUGGGAAGAGCUUUAAUCAACAGAUUACUCUCAAACUGCACCAACGCAUUCACACAGGAGAGAAACCGUAUCACUGCUCAGACUGUGGGAAGAGAUUUAAUCAACUGAGUAAUCUCAAAACACACCAGCGCAUUCACACAGGAGAGAAACCGUAUCACUGCUCAGACUGUGGGAACAGUUUUACUGCACUGAGUACUCUCAAACAACACCAGCGCAUUCACACAGGAGAGAAACCGUAUCACUGCACAGACUGUGGGAAAAGUUUUAAUCAAGAGAAUCAUCUUAAAAUACAUCAACGCAUUCACACAGGAGAGAAACCAUAUCACUGCUCAGACUGUGGGAAAAGUUUUAAUCAAGAGAGUAAUCUCAAAAUACACCAACGCAUUCACACAGGAGAGAAACCUUAUCACUGCUCAGACUGUGGGAGGAGUUUUAAUCUACAGAGUAAUCUCAAACUGCACCAGCGCAUUCACACAGGAGAGAAACCGUAUCACUGCUCAGAAUGUGGGAAGAGUUUUACUCAACAGAGUAAACUCAAACUGCACCAGCACAUUCACACAGGAGAGAAACCGUAUUCCUGCUCAGACUGUGGGAAGAGUUUUACUCAACAGAGUAAACUCGAAAUACACCAACGCAUUCACACAGGAGAGAAACCGUAUUCCUGCUCAGACUGUGAGAAGAGUUUUAAUGAACAGAGUACUCUCAAAAAACACCAGCGCAUUCACACAGGAGAGAAACCGUAUCACUGCUCAGACUGUGGGAAGAGUUUUACUCAACAGGGUAAUCUCAAAAUACACCGGCGCAUUCACACAGGAGAGAAACCGUAUCACUGCUCAGAGUGUGGGAAGAGUUGUACUGAAAUGAGUGCUCUCAUAAAACACCAGCGCAUUCACACAGGAGAGAAACCGUAUUACUGCUCAGACUGUGGGAAGAGUUUUACUCAACAGAAUAAUCUAAAAAAUCACCAGCGCAUUCACACAGGAGAGAAAACUAUCUCAAAUUUGUCCCACGACAAUUAAAAGUGCAAAUUGUAAAUCUUUUGGACAGAACACCUUAUCCUGCACAAAUGUUUCACCUUGUCACUUGGGACACGUUCCACCAGAAACAAACAUGAACUGAAUUUAACAAUGGAUUUUACAGGUUCAGCAAAAUGAUUCUUAUCCAGGGAUGAUGUUUAUUGAAUUACAUGUUAUGUUUUCUCGUAUAUUUGAUGUUUCAGGACAUUCUUUGUGAGACAGAGCUCAGUUUUUAGGGUAGUUACGGUAGGAGUUCAGUUCUGAAGAAGGGAAGGUCGUUUAAGUUCGAGCGAGGGCACUUACAGUGCUUGCACCAGAUGUUAGGUUAGCAUAACUUAACUUAAAAUUUAGAUGUUGUAGUUGUUAGGAGUAGAUUAGGAUUCUUAGCUUGCAACUAAACGUUCAGUACCAAACCUUCAGUGCUGAUGAUUAGAAGGUUUUGAAAGCAUUUAAUCGCUUUUCUAUCGCUUUUCUUCGCUUUCAGAUUUUAUUAUUUCUAUUCAUUUCUAGUACCUCUGUUUUUACUCUGUGGAAGCCGUCCUCAGUUCCCCAAGCUUAGCAUAGCUUAGCUUAAUGCUAUUAACUACCAGGCUGCCCAUAUGAAAGGAGACGACCACCACCUGAGCCACUCCAGAGAGUGUGCUCCCAAAAGUGAGACCCAGAGCCACAGAGAGACGACACUGUGCUGGGUACUGCCGUGUGGAGCAUCCAGACCCCGCAGAGAGACCAACAAAAUCUUUUCCAGAGGUUAAAUAAAACGCUCCAGCCGUAGUUCUAAUACUGAAAUCAACCCACUCCAGACUUGUGUAGCACAGUAAGUUUGCAGGCUUAUUUAUUACCCCUGCUGUUGUUCUCGUUUGUCUAUGGUUCAGUCGGUCUGAUUAAAUAUCUGUUACCAUAGAGGGAUCUACAUGGAUAUUUGUUUGUGUUGUAUUACUCUAGUUUAUUCUCUUUUUAUUAUUAGAUAUAUCUUGCUUAAGAUUUUUUAAUCUCCAAAGUUACUAAGAAUAUCCAGUUAAUUUAGUUCAUUGAUUGUUUUUAUCCAGUACCAACUAUUGUCUUUGUAUUGCUUCACCUCUAUAGGUAUUCAUCUGUGUGUUUCAAUAAAAGGCUUUUAUAUUGCAA
Messenger RNA from Astyanax mexicanus (Mexican tetra), 2564 nucleotides. Its product is annotated as zinc finger protein 271-like. Lineage: Eukaryota; Metazoa; Chordata; Actinopteri; Characiformes; Acestrorhamphidae. The record is from RefSeq and is a predicted model, not a curated record. The transcript has 2 exons. Bases 219 to 1442 code for a protein of 407 amino acids. Gene Ontology annotation, molecular function: DNA-binding transcription repressor activity, RNA polymerase II-specific. Gene Ontology annotation, biological process: negative regulation of transcription by RNA polymerase II.